AUGCCUGCCGACACAGGUUCCCUGAGGGAGGCUGAGGAAAAUUACAAGCCUAGAACUGCAAAGUUCUGGCUCGUCACCUUCUCGGCCUUUGUCUCCAUGUUUCUCGUCGCCCUGGACCGCACCAUCUUGUCGACGGCCAUUCCGCGAAUCACCGACGACUUCCAGAGCUUGGGCGAUAUUGGCUGGUAUGGCUCGGCUUACAUGCUGACCACGUCCGCUUUCCAGCUGCUUUUCGGGAGGGUGUACCGCUUCUAUGACCUUCGCUGGACCUUUCUUUGCUGCAUCGUCGUCUUCGAGGCCGGGUCUGCCAUUUGCGGCGCCGCCCCAACCUCCCCCGUCUUCAUUGUCGGCCGGGCCAUUGCUGGAGUGGGUUCGGCGGGCAUCACGACCGGGUCCAUGAUGGUAAUCAUCCCCAUGGUGCCUCUUCAUAGGCGGCCCAUGUUCCAAUCUAUUUUCGGCGUUCUCUUUGGCGUAUCUUCCGUGGCAGGGCCCUUGAUAGGCGGCGCUUUCACCAAGCGGGUGACUUGGAGAUGGUGCUUCUACAUGAAUCUUCCUGUGGGAGCCGCUGCCUCCGUUUUUCUCUUCUUUUUCUUGCACGUAUCCAAAGAGCCUCGGAAGCAAGUGCCGGUCAAGGAGCACAUCAUGCGACUGGAUCCCCUCGGGACCUUCUUCUUCAUUCCCUCCGUCGUCUGCCUGGUCCUAGCUCUACAAUGGGGUGGCUCCACGUACUCCUGGGGUAGCUGGCGCAUCAUCGUCUUAUUUGUUGUGUUUGCGCUGGCCGCUAUUGCCUUUGGUGGUGUUCAAGUCCUGAUGCCAGAGACUGCGACACUGCCGGUACGGAUCAUCAAGCAGCAAACGAUGCUGGCGUCGGCGUUUUUCAUGUUCUUUCUCGCGGGCGGAAUGAUGCUCUGCGUCUACUAUGUCCCCCUUUGGUUCCAAACUACCCACGGCAUCGACCCGGUCAAGUCGGGUAUAUACACGAUUCCCCUGGUCCUGAGCCUUGUUGUCGCCGCCAUUACGUCCGGGGUCGUCACCCAGCAAAUCGGAUAUUACGUGCCGUCCAUGCUGUCACGGGCUGUGCCCGGCUGGUGGACCCGGUUGUACCGGAAGCUGCGAGAACAUUCCGAGAAGGGCAAUAUAAGCUCGCACUCGAGGCUACGCCUCGAGUUCAGCUUCUUUCCUCCUUAG
Hirsutella rhossiliensis is the source of this 1188-nucleotide messenger RNA. RefSeq names its product major facilitator superfamily domain-containing protein. The coding region runs from base 1 to 1188 and encodes 395 amino acids. The transcript has 4 exons. The record is from RefSeq and is a predicted model, not a curated record. Lineage: Eukaryota; Fungi; Ascomycota; Sordariomycetes; Hypocreales; Ophiocordycipitaceae. Gene Ontology annotation, biological process: transmembrane transport. Gene Ontology annotation, molecular function: transmembrane transporter activity.